UGUAUCUUAUCAAAUUUCAAUACUUAAUUCGUCAGCUGUCAUUAUUUAAUUAUUUUUGUUUUUCUCGACUGUAUAUUUUCACCAGCUUGUUCACACAUCACUUCAAUACAAGAUGCCUAUGAUAAAGCUGCAGAGUUCUGAUGGAGAAGUGUUUCAAGUCGACUUUGAGAUCGCCAAAGCUUCGAUGACCAUCAAAACUAUGGUGGAACACUUGGGCUUGGAAGAGGAAGAUGAGGAGAUCGUCCCGUUGCCCAAUGUGAACGCUGGUAUAUUAAAGAAAGUCAUCCAGUGGGCAACCUACCACAAGGACGACCCACCACCGGCCGAAGACGACGAAGGACUUGAAAAGCGCACCGAUGAUAUAUGCAGUUGGGACAUGGAUUUCUUGAAGGUGGAUCAGGGUACGCUGUUUGAACUCAUAUUGGCCGCCAACUAUUUGGAUAUCAAAGGCUUGUUAGAUGUAACUUCCAAGACAGUCGCUAAUAUGAUCAAGGGUAAGACACCUGAUGAAAUAAGGAAAAACUUCAACAUCAAAAAUGAUUUCACGGCUGCAGAGCAAGGAAACGUACGUAAAGAGAAUGAAUGGUGUGAGGAAAAGUAAUUUAUUUUUAUCUACGUAUGUAUUUUUUUUUGCUCACAGCAUAUAUUUAAUUUUUCAUUCAAUAAUAAACCUUUAUUUUAUAUUUUUUUACUUUUUGUAAUAGGAAUUUUAUUUUAAUUUAUAUAUUAAUAUAAGGAAAAUUUGGAUUUAAACAUUUGUUGUACAUUUUACCUGCUUAAUUGUA
Molecule: messenger RNA, 785 nt
Organism: Metopolophium dirhodum (rose-grain aphid)
Lineage: Eukaryota; Metazoa; Arthropoda; Insecta; Hemiptera; Aphididae
Product: S-phase kinase-associated protein 1-like
Exons: 1
Coding region: 113-601 (162 amino acids)
Biological process (GO): SCF-dependent proteasomal ubiquitin-dependent protein catabolic process
Cellular component (GO): nucleus; cytoplasm
Molecular function (GO): cullin family protein binding
Source: RefSeq, a predicted model, not a curated record